GUAUCGCUCUCGCCAAAGCCAUCAACGGCGAGGUCAUCUCGGUGGACAGUCUCCAGAUUUACCAAUGUGGAGGCAUCAUAACGGCCCAGCCUACCACGAAGGAGAUGGAUGGUGUCAAGCACCAUCUGAUAGACUACUUGCAGCCCGACCAGGAACCGACCACCUUUGUUGACAAUGCUAUCUCAAGCAUCAAGCAAAUACACGACGACGGCAAGACUCCUCUGCUAGUCGGUGGAUCCAUCUCGUUGACCGAGCCACUCCUCUCGCACCCGUUCGUCCAGCAAUGCGAUCUGUCAGUCAUCUUCCUCGACUCCAAGCUGUCACACCUGAAGCCCCGGCUCGAAAAACGGGUAGACGAAAUGAUCGACGAAGGCCUCAUCGAAGAAGUACGCCUGCUUUACGAACUCGAGCAAAGACUGUUGGGUUGUCCAGACUUCUCCAAGGGCAUCUGGAAGGCUAUCGGAUACCCGGAACUGCGCCCAGCCGUCGAGAGCUGGAACGAAGGCAGGAAGAACCAACAACACUUGGACGAGGGAAUUGCGGAGAUGAAGAAGCGGACGGUCUCGUAUGCUGAGGAACAGCUCAACCGGAUACGCGGCAAACUUAUACCGGGGGUACACCAGUGGGCCAACAACUACAUGGUCCUUGUUGUACAAGACGCCACAACAUUUGAGGAACGCGUUGUCAAGCCUUCCAUCUCAGCGUGUCGUGGUUGGCUCUCGGAAGAGAUUCGCCAGCGCAUGAUGGAGUCGACUUACCUUGCUAGGCCGAACGUGCCACAGAGGAUGGACAGCUUCUCUAGGCAGACGGUGAAGCUGGCUGAGAAUUAGCGCACGGUGGAUGGGAAGAUGGAUCUUUCUUG
Molecule: messenger RNA, 862 nt
Organism: Alternaria rosae
Lineage: Eukaryota; Fungi; Ascomycota; Dothideomycetes; Pleosporales; Pleosporaceae
Exons: 1
Coding region: 105-830 (241 amino acids)
Biological process (GO): tRNA modification
Cellular component (GO): mitochondrion
Molecular function (GO): tRNA dimethylallyltransferase activity
Source: RefSeq, a predicted model, not a curated record